This is a messenger RNA of Prinia subflava (tawny-flanked prinia), 1963 nucleotides long. RefSeq lists its product as uncharacterized. The record is from RefSeq and is a predicted model, not a curated record. Bases 887 to 1963 code for a protein of 358 amino acids. Lineage: Eukaryota; Metazoa; Chordata; Aves; Passeriformes; Cisticolidae. The transcript is spliced from 3 exons.
CCAAGGUGUGAGUUGCUGGUGCCAGCUUAUCUCUGGAGGUCCCCUCCCGGUGCUAGAGAAGGCUGCAAGCUUUCCCGGAAAAGUCUUUUGUUCUUUUCUGAAUGGAGGCGCCUGCUGUUUCAGGGUGGUCACUUUCACCAUCUGCUGCAAAAUCUCUUAAAACAUAAACUUUCGCCUGAUAUCACUUUAUACAAUUUUAUAAAUUUCCAAUUUAUCAUAAGAACAUGAAUUAACCAUUCCACGUUUAUAACAGUGGUGUUCCCGAUGCUCGAUGCUCGGAUGAGGGUGUUGGCUGAUGAUCUUGAUGACUCUGCCAUCCAGGGAGGGGAAGGCUGAUUGUUUAUCUUAAUGUGUCUUCUCCUGAUGCUGAGGAGACGGCCGGUUUUCCUGUAAAUCCUUUGUCUCCUUUCUGAAUGUUAAAUUCCAGGGUGAUGCCUGCUUUUGUCUUAACAAAUUUUCAAGGCAGACUGAAACUUAUAUUCACAUAUAUACAGUGAUUUUCAUAGUUUUAAUAUGUCACAACUUAUAAGAACAUGAAUUAACAUCCCAUAUUUUUUACAAGGGCGAGGAGGGGGGCGGGACAGGCCGCUUUGUAGCACAUUUGAGGGACUCUGGCUGCUUUUGGGAAUCCCUUCCUGCUCCCCGAGGGGGAUGGAGCAGGGGGAGGGAGGGGGUGAGCGCCGUCCCACGCCCCGGGGCAGAGCAGCAGGGCUGGGUAGCAGCCGGCGCGAGCUCUGCGUGUUCCUUGCUGAGGGAACCCGAUCCCCCCUUUGCCCCUCGUGCCCCCGGCCGGGGCUCUGCGCUACCGCGACGGCAGCAACAGCCUGUGGGGCUGGGACUGGGCGGCGCCGGGCCCUGCGCCCAGAGCCGCCCCUGCGGUACGGGGAUGGGAGAAGCUCCCCAAGCCGGGGGACAGUCCAGCUCCGGCCGUGGGGCAUCGUUCUUUUGCCGGAGAGCAGCGGGAUGCGUGUUGCCUCCGCUCUCCCCCGUACCGUUUAAUGGAGCCCCGGUGCGGGUGAUGGGGAGGGGGAUACGCGGAGCCGGGGGGGCUGGAGCUGCCCCCUCCAGCCCUCCUCACUGCCGCGAGCGUAAACCUGCCGCCUCUUCUGCAGUGACGGGGACUCGCGUUCUCCUCCUCCUAUCCGCAGCUGCAGGUCUGCUGCUCCAUCCCAUUAUUAUUAGGGGAGGAUGCGAAAAGAGAAAAACCCAAACCAAACACACCCAAACAAACAACCUCUCCCAAGUCACGGUAACCCUCUCCCCCCGGUCGGCGGGACUUGCAGGACCAGCUGCGCUUCCCUGGCCCUGGGGAGGGGAGUUAGAGCCGGGGAGGCGGGGGAAAAAUGGGGCCGGGCAGACACAGGGAUUAUCGCUUUUGUCUCCGGCACGGCGAGCGGCGCAGGGGCUCGGUGCUGCGGCUGCCGGAGCCCCCUGUUCCCCGCUCCGCUCCCGCAGGCACCGCAGCGGCGCCGCCGGGCUCCGAGGUUCCGCGCCGGCGAGCGGGCAGCUCGCCGGCUCCUCGUUCCCCCCCCCUUCCCCUCCCCUUCUCUUGGUGUUAUUUCUGCCUUUUCGGCGUAGAGGAUCGCCCACACGCACGCACGCUGCCCCCCGCCCGAGGUUUAAUUGGGUCCAGCCAGAAUUCGCGACGCUCCUGGGGAUUUUCCCACUCAAGCUGGGGUCUAUGAGUGGGAAGGUGAUGAAGCCUAAAGAAGAGAAAGAUGCUUGCAAGGUUAUGGAUGACGCUCCCCCUGGCACACAGGAGUACAUUAUGUUACGGCAAGAUUCCAUCCAAUCUGCGGAAUUAAAGAAAAAAGAGUCCCCUUUUCGUGCUAAGUGUCACGAAAUCUUCUGCUGCCCACUGAAGCAAGUGCACCUCAAAGAGAACACAGAGCCGGAAGGUUUGUGGCACUAUGGAUCCAUGUUCUGUUUGUUUUAUUUCUUUCUCCAUGACACUGUAACCUGA